Molecule: messenger RNA, 312 nt
Organism: Caenorhabditis bovis
Lineage: Eukaryota; Metazoa; Nematoda; Chromadorea; Rhabditida; Rhabditidae
Source: the annotation of a GenBank genome assembly
AUGUCAGGACGCGGAAAAGGUGGAAAAGGGCUCGGAAAAGGUGGAGCGAAACGCCACAGAAAAGUUCUUCGCGACAAUAUCCAAGGAAUUACCAAGCCGGCUAUUCGCCGCCUUGCGCGUCGCGGUGGCGUCAAACGCAUUUCGGGAUUGAUUUACGAAGAAACUCGCGGUGUUCUCAAAGUGUUCCUCGAGAAUGUAAUUCGAGAUGCUGUCACCUAUUGCGAGCAUGCUAAGAGAAAGACAGUUACUGCCAUGGACGUCGUCUAUGCUUUGAAACGUCAGGGAAGAACGCUCUACGGUUUCGGUGGAUAA